This is a messenger RNA of Leucoraja erinaceus (little skate), 3498 nucleotides long. It is a transcript of the gene exd2, whose product is annotated as exonuclease 3'-5' domain containing 2. NCBI's taxonomy places the organism in Eukaryota, Metazoa, Chordata, Chondrichthyes, Rajiformes, Rajidae. The transcript has 10 exons. Bases 517 to 2394 code for a protein of 625 amino acids. Gene Ontology annotation, biological process: nucleobase-containing compound metabolic process. Gene Ontology annotation, cellular component: nucleus; cytoplasm. The record is from RefSeq and is a predicted model, not a curated record. Gene Ontology annotation, molecular function: nucleic acid binding; 3'-5' exonuclease activity.
GACAGAGGAAGGGUCAAGGGCUGAAACUUAUUUCCUUUCAAACCAGCAUCUGCGGUCCCUUGUGUCUAAUUGCUGGUGGAGCAUUUGGGAAUUCCCGUUUGUAAGCCCGUGUCUAUUCUUCAAACUAUUUAAAUUUAAUUUUAGGUUAUUUUGGUUCAAAGCGAGGUCGCGAAAAAUCCGCUCAAUCAACGCAUGAAAUGGAUGAGGCGGUGCAGCGCUGGAGGACCAGCGGCGACACUGGGAGGACCGGCGCCGGGUGACAGCCUGGGCGCCCAUCUUGCCAACCGACGCCGAGUCUUCGUUCGGCAGCAGCCGGGGCGACCGCUUGUGUUCGAGCUCCGUGCUGUGUGAGGUUAUUGUGUUGCUGUUUGUGGAUUGGAACCUGGAUGACAGAUGACAACAAUUUCUCCUCUCGAUCAAAUCUCACCUAGAACUGCCUCUGCUGUCAUCGUGAGAAACAAACUGCUGGAGGAACUCAGUAGGUGUGAACUGAAUUGUCAGCAGGACCGCUGAAGAAUGUCUCGGCCACAAGCCCUAACACUGACUGCGGCCACGCUACUGGGUACAGCUGUAGGCUGCCUUUACUUGUGGAGAAUCUUCAGAAGCCCCAAAGGGAAGCGGGCUCUAACUAUUCAGAAUGGAGAGGCUGUGAAGGGACAAGAAAGGACCUCACCAAGUGGUGGACAGGAGGCCUGCCAUCUAACCAGCACAAAUGAUUCCUUAAAUCCCAGCCCACUGGUGAGGAAGAUACUGGCAGGAUGUGUCUUCAUAGUGGAGUCAGAAGUGGAUUGGGAACAAGCAUGGCCACUGUUGAGGACUGAAUUGGACCAUUAUCCUGUGAUUGGGAUUGACUGUGAGUGGGUUUCUGUGAAGGGUAAGGCAAACCCUGUGUCUCUCCUUCAGAUUGCCUCCUACACUGGGUCCUGCUUUCUCAUCCGCAUACCACAGAUGACCAAGAGUAGUUGUUUGUUGCCAAAGACUUUACUGCGCAUACUUGGGGACGACAAUAUACUGAAGGUUGGCGUUGAGGCCUUUGAAGAUGGCUGCAGGUUGCUUCGUGAUUACUGUGUCACAGUUAAGGGCUGCUUGGAUGUGCGAUUUUUGGUCACCCACCAGAGGAUGGAUCAUUUGACUUGUUCCCUCAGCUUGAAGUCCUUGGCUCAAGAUAUCAUAAAUUUUACCCUUGACAAGUCUCUCCAUCUGCGAUGUAGCAAUUGGGAGGCAGAAGAACUCUCAAACGAUCAGGUAUCCUAUGCUGCACAUGAUGCCCAGGUGUCUGUGGCUCUCUUCUUUCACCUACUGGGAUUCAGCUGCACAUCACAAGAAGAUGCCACCUCGUCUCGGUGUGAACCCAGCUGGCAGCAGGUACUGGCAAGGUGCCAAGGCCUGCUUGAUAUCCCAUUUAAGAGCAAGAUGGGUGGAGGUGGUGAAGGGGAAGUGGGAACCGGCGAAACAAACUCUCAGCAGAGACGCCGAAACAAGAGGCUUGGAGCCAGUCCGAAAUUGCCGUCGGAUGUGACUACCUCAGACCCAAGAAAAACGCAGCGCAAACCCCUUGGGGUUGGAUAUUCCGCCAGGAAAUCGCCACUAUAUGACAACUGUUUCCUCCACGCCCCAGAUGGACAACCUCUCUGCACCUGCGACAAGAAGAAGGCUCAGUGGUACAUAGACAAGGGCAUUGGGGAGCUUACCAGCACAGAGCCUUUUAUUGUGAAGUUGAAGUUUGAGCCUUCAGGAAGACCGGAGUCUCAGCAAGACUAUUACCUGAUAACCAAGGAGAAUCUGUGUGUCGUAUGCGGCAAAAGAGAGUCUUACAUCAGGAAGAAUGUUGUGCCCCAUGAAUACCGCAAGCACUUUCCAGUUCAGAUGAAAGACCACAAUUCCCAUGACGUUCUCCUCCUGUGCACUGCCUGCCACGCUGCUUCAAACUGUUACGACAACAUCCUAAAGCAGCAACUGGCCCAGGACUUCAACGCGCCUAUCGGUUGCGAAGAGAGCGUCCGGUUACUGGAGGACCCAGCCCGCAGGCAGGUGCGAUCCGGAGCCCGGGCCUUGCUGCAUGCCGACAGCCUUCCUGACUCUCGGAGAGAUGAACUGCAAUAUACCCUAAAGGCCUUCUUUAAUGUGGAGACAUUGACUGAUGAGUUGCUUGAGGAAGGAGCAGCACUAGAAACCAGGAUAUUCAACGAGAACCAUAUCCCCCACGGUCUGAAGGUGACACAGUCCUGUGCAAUUGGCGGGCUCCGAGCCUUGAUGUCUUUGGAGAAACGCUGGCGACAGCACUUCCUGGACUACAUGCAGCCCCAGCACCUUCCACCCUUGUGGUCUGUGGACCACAAUCACAAAAAGCUCCUCAGCAAGUAUGGAGAAGAUUUAACGGUUGAGCUGACGUGAAAUGAGUUAUAUGCCAUCAAUCUCAAUUUUAGUAUCUUUUUACAAAAACUCCUCAAGAUUAUGAGCAGUGAGAUAUAUGAGAAUUCAUGUAUCAAUCAGCUUGUAAGGUACCGGAAAGAACAUACGUUUUUGAAAACUUUUCAAGGACAUGCUAGUACUAAAACAUUUAAACGGCACCAUGAAGCAUUUAGAUUUAAGAGGCUUGCUAUGAAAAUAUAACACCCGUUUAAUACUUCAUGUCAAAUUAAGAUUUCUAACAAAAACUAAAUAGGAUUCUUUUUUUUAAUAAAAUGUUUGCAUGGGAAAAACAGAGUCUUUUGCUUGGAAGAGACACCAAUUUGCAAUGUUUGGACUAUGUGAGGAGUGAUUUCUGUUGUUAUCGUGCUGGGUUAAUUCUGUGGGCUUGUCCUACUUAGUUUUGGAUAUUAUUGAUGCUAGCCAUUAACCUGGGCAAAACUCAACAGAAUGUGGAUGGGCAUCUCAGAUUCUGCAGUGUCCCAUAUUCACAGCCAGUUUGCAACUUCAGCUCUUUGGUGUGUCAUCUGUGCCAAAAUAUAUGAGUAAAAAUAGUUUGGUUAUACAGUAUGUCACAAACUGAAAACUUCAGUGCAACAAUGUCCUUUCCAUUUUGCUUAGCAUUGUGUUGCUGUAGAGUAAGGUAUCUUCAGGAAAGCUAUCUUGUCAGUUGUCCACCUGUCCUGCCCAGCACAUCUUGGAUCAACACUGACUAGGGUUGGUGCAUGUACAUCGGUUCUCCAUCUCUGUCGCAAACUCAUGACACACUGAAAGCAUCACACUAGAGCCUUCAAUAACUAAAUGCAGCUGCUUUAUAAUACCAAACAAAAUCAUGCCUGGAUGUUUUUGCAAACUCCUAUCAACCAUCAGCAGAUGUACCAUAUGAACAAAUGUUGUGUGAGACAUUAAAGAACAUAAUUUUCAUAAUCUUGUUCUCUCCUUACUUCGAAUAUCACAACUGGAAAAUAACAACAAUAAUGUGUGCUCCUUUAGGAGCUUUACCAUCCUGGGAGGUCAACAAAUCAGGCACGUGCCGUUAGGAUAGGCAAGGUAGGCAGUGCCUACCCUGAAUAAAAUUAUAAAAUGGAA